GUUCCGCCUCUAGUUUGGUGUCUGCCCACUUUGAAGGUGAUGAGUGAUGGGACGGACGGGAUGGAUGACUGGGCCGGAUGAGUAGAGAGAAUGGAUGCGGAUGCGGAUGCUCUCGUCUUGUCACUACUCACUUGUCUUUCAACUGAAAUGUGACAUCUUUGCCUCUCCGGCCGCUUGGUUCAGCCCAUACUACCUUGCUCGUCAUCCGUCUUUGUUCACAGUGCCUAUCACUUCCACCUUGAUACAUUCCCCUGUCGCCUCACGUCCCUUAGCCCAGCAUUCUUUUUCCUCUUCGUCUCUUUUCUUCCAAACUACUUCAACCUCGUCUAUCUCCCACCAUGGCUAAGCCGUGGGUCUCGUCGCACGCUCACACCCAGCCCAACCGUCAAGCCACCAAGGAAAAGGACCAACCCGCUGACUCUACCUCCAAGAACCGCAACUCCGUCCGCUUCAGCACCUACAGCAUGGCUCCUUCGCUGUCUCCCACCGUCGGAACAACCGACUCUGCUCACGCCGAGAUCCGCGACAUCGCUACCGGCCUCGACCGCAUGGAGAACAAGGCUCUCUCCUCCCAGCGCGUCACCCUAACCGACGAGAAGACAGACACCAUGAGCAAACUCGCCCUCGGUGCUAAGCUCGAGCGUGCUCUCGACCGAAGAAUGAGCGGCCAAGACGCUGUCAUGCGACCUCGUGGCCAGAGCCUCAACGAGAAGCUCAGCGAAAAGGAGUAGACCCAGAAAAAAGAAGAAGAAACAACCCCCCAAAUCCAACAAACAAAGCAAAUGUCUUGCGAAUAAGAUACCCCCACGCAAACGAGAAUUCUUCUUUUAUUUUUAUCGAUAUAAAUUAUCUUGUCUUUCCGGUCUUGAUUUCCUCAGCAACGCCUUGGUUCUAUCACUUUUUUCGCAAAGUAAUGAAACACUGCGCCAUGAUCAA
Messenger RNA from Fusarium oxysporum Fo47, 936 nucleotides. RefSeq lists its product as uncharacterized. Bases 339 to 731 code for a protein of 130 amino acids. The transcript has a single exon. The record is from RefSeq and is a predicted model, not a curated record. NCBI's taxonomy places the organism in Eukaryota, Fungi, Ascomycota, Sordariomycetes, Hypocreales, Nectriaceae.